AUGGAACAUCAACUACCGUUCUCAGAUUUGACCGGCUUUUUGGUCAAAUCAGAUGGCGUCGAGUCGAUGUCUUUCUUGGGGAUACACCCUUUGGAAGGCUUAAAGGAGUGUGUCUAUCUCUGCUCCGACAGUGGCGGAUGGGGACCUGUCCUUUCCGAUGGCGUCACCCUGACGAAAUGCUUCACCUACUUGGUCAUUCUGAAUAUGGCCAAUGUGGUAGCUUUGUUUGGCACCACGGCACAGAUGUGGGCGCUCCGUGACAAAGUUCCUGUAGACCUUGGUCCUAGUCUCAAAUUGCGUUUCCAAGUUUUCCUCCAGAUUGUUCAGAUCGGGCUCCUUGCAUGGCUUGCGGCAGCAAAUUGGGUGAUUGUUGAAGACUUUGACAUUUCAGUGGUAGUGCCUAUUAUUUCGUGUUUGGUGGCUGUUUUUGUUGUUCUUUUGACAGUAAACGAGCGACACUACUACAAUGUACCCUCAGCCUCACUUCUGUUUUACUGGCUAUUUCGUUUCGGCGAAUCAACAUACUCAAUGGUCAAGUUCCAACAGCCCCAGUUUGUGGGAAUUUCCAUUGUUGCGUUGAUCUCCCUUGCUGUUGAACUCAAACCCCGCAAAAAGUCGGUUUACCAAGAAUAUAUCGAGGAGAAUAUGCUCGACAACCCAUACGAUCAAGCAAACAUAUUUUCCAAAUUGGCGUUCACUUGGAUGACCCCGCUGAUGCGCAAGGGCUACGAGACUUAUUUGACGGCAGCUGAUCUACCGUACCUGGCUGCCGAGGACCGUACCGUCAACUGCUCGUCCAAGUUCGAAGAGACUUGGGCUAUCGAGACAGAGAAACAACGACCCUCGUUGCUCUGGGCAAUCCUCAAGGCCUUCGGAUCUCGCUACAUGGUAGGUGGGUUCUUCAAACUUAUCCAGGAUGUGAUGGCUUUUGUCCAGCCUCAGCUACUUCGUCUGUUGAUUGCCUUUGUUGGAGAAUACCAGCGAAGCGAUGGCGAUCUCCCUUUGACAAGAGGCUACUACAUUGCUGGUAUGAUGUUUUUGGUGUCUCUUCUACAGACUGCCAGUCUUCAUCAAUACUUUGAGCGGUCGUUUGGUACCGGAAUGAAGGUGCGGUCCGCAUUGACAAACGCCAUUUUCCGCAAGUCAUUGGUUUUGUCUGGUGAAGAACGCGGUACUAAAACCACUGGUGAUACUGUCAACUUGAUGUCAAUUGAUACCCAGCGUUUACAGGCAAUGUUCCCUUACGGUCAUAUUUUAUGGUCAGGCCCAUUCCAGAUCAUUUUGUGUCUGGCUAGUCUUUAUGAGCUGAUGGGCAACGCCAUGUGGGCAGGUGUCAUUGUAAUGGUCAUCAUGCUGCCUCUGAACGCUCGCCUAGCGCAGGUUCAGAAGGGACUGCAAAAGCGACAGAUGGAAACUAAGGACAAACGUACCCGUGCAACAAGUGAACUGCUGGCCAGUAUCAAAAGCAUCAAGUUUUAUGCAUGGGAGUUUGCAUUUGGACAACGCCUUGAUCAUGUUCGUGACGCCGAACUUGCUAACCUUCGAAAGGUUGGUAUCUUCAAGUCUGCCACUAUGUUUAUGUGGAAUUUCGCUCCGUUCAUGGUCUCGUGUGUAACUUUUGCAUUCUAUGUGUGGCUUAACGAUGCUCCUUUGACAACUGAAAUGGUGUUCCCUGCUAUUGCCCUUUUCAAUUUGCUCAACUUUCCCCUCGCCAUGUUCCCAAUGCUCAUCAGCUCUGUCAUUGAAGCGAACGUGGCUUCUGAGCGCAUCACCAACUUCUUCAUGGCCGAGGAGCUUCAAAAGAAUGCUGUUCUGAGAUUGCCCAAAUGUGAUAGACCAGGCGAUGUUGCUGUGUCCUUGGAGAACUGCACCUAUCUCUGGAGUAAAGACAAGCCCGCGCUGUCUGAUAUAUCCUUGCAGGCUGCUAAAGGUGAACUCACUUGUAUUGUGGGGCGUGUAGGCACCGGGAAAUCAUCUUUAUUGCAAGCUAUCAUGGGUAAUUUGCAUAAGGAUUCUGGAAAUGCCGUGGUACAUGGUUCUAUUGCUUAUGUGGCACAGACACCGUGGAUUUUCAAUGGUAGUGUGCGUGAAAACAUCUUGUUUGGUUGUCGAUACGACGAAUCUAUCUAUAAUGAGACCGUUCGAGCCUGUGCAUUGAGUGAUGAUCUCGGUGUUUUGCCCGACGGUGACUCGACCAUCGUUGGUGAGAAAGGAAUCUCGCUCUCUGGUGGCCAGAAAGCUCGUAUCUCUUUGGCCCGCGCUGUUUACGCUCGCGCUGAUGUUUAUCUGCUAGAUGAUCCUCUUAGUGCUGUUGACGAACAUGUGGGCAGACAUAUUAUUGAAAAUAUUCUUUGCUCUAAGGGUCUGCUCGCCACUAAGGCUGUCAUCUUGGCAACCAAUUCUAUCCCUGUUUUGAGGCAUGCUCAAGCUAUUCAUAUGGUCAGUGACGGCAAAAUCGUGCAACAAGGUGUAUACAAGGAUGUUGUGAGUAUGGGACCUAUCUCGAAGCUGCUCAAGGAGUUUGGCUCGAAAGUUUCUGACGAAGUAGAGUCUGCGAGCUCCUCAGCCUCGGUCUCGUCCAGAAAAUCUCCUGAUUCUAGUGAAGAUAGCGAAGAACCCCCUGUGGCUCUCACGAGUGAGCCUAAGAAUGAUAAUCAUCUACGUCGCCGUGCAAGUAUGCGCCGUCCUUCUGCUGCUUCCUUCAAACCUGAGCCUCCUCUGGAAGUUCGAAAGGAACAUAUGGAGCAAGGCAAAGUUGAUUGGGGCGUUUAUGUGGAGUAUGCCAAAGUCGGUGGUUAUGUGACAACCUUGUUGUUCAUCUUCAAUGUUUUAUUGACUAACGGUACUGGUGUUAUGGCAAACGUUUGGUUAAAGCACUGGUCUGAGGUCAAUAGUGGUUCUGAGCAUAACCCGAAUGUUCGCUUCUACUUGUUGGUCUACCUUGGCCUUGGUAUUGUACAAGCUUGCGGCAAUGUCUCGCAGAAUCUUUUGCUCUGGUUAGGUCUUGCUUUGAAGGCAGCAAAGACUCUACACAAUCGUAUGCUUCGUGCGAUUCUUCGUGCUCCAAUGUCCUUUUUCGAAACAACACCCCUUGGUCGGAUCGUCAACCGUUUUUCUAACGACGUUUAUAAGGUUGACCAAGAGUUGGCUACGUCCUUUUCGUCGCUAUUCAACCAGCUGAGUCGUGUCAUGUAUACUUUCUUGGUUAUUUCGUACGGCACGCCAGGGUUCAUCUUCUUCGUCAUUCCUUUAGCGCUCGUUUAUCUUUACUACCAGCGAUAUUAUUUAUGGACCUCGCGUGAACUCAAGCGGUUGGAUAGUGUCUCAAAGUCCCCUAUUUUUGCUCAAUUUCAGGAGACGCUUGAUGGCAUUGCCACCGUUCGUGCAUUCAAUCAGGAGGAUCGGUUCAACUUUAUCAAUGAGCAUUACUUGGAUGUCAACAACCAGGCUUAUUUCCCUUCGGUGAGUGCUAACCGAUGGCUUGCUGUUCGCCUGGAAGUUAUUGGUGCUAUCAUUAUUCUGGCCGCAGCUACUCUGUCGGUAAGCUCCUUGCCCUCCGGUCGUAUUUCAGCUGGUUUCAUUGGUCUUGCCCUUUCGUAUGCUCUGAACAUCACACAAUCCUUAAACUGGAUUGUUCGCAUGACUGUUGAAGUGGAAACCAAUAUCGUCAGUGUUGAGCGUAUGCUUGAAUAUACCAAUCUUCCUUCGGAGGCACCAGUGCAUAUUGCCGAAACACAACCUGCCGAGUCAUGGCCUAGCGAAGGUGCUGUGCAGUUCAAAGAAUACAGCUGCCGUUACCGUCCCGAGCUGCCUGUCAUUCUCAAGAACAUCAAUCUGGAUAUCAAGCCUAGAGAGAAGAUUGGCAUUGUGGGUCGCACAGGUGCCGGUAAGUCAUCAUUGACUUUGGCCCUUUUCCGCAUUAUUGAAGCAACAACAGGGAAUAUCGAUAUUGACAGAGUUGACACCUCCAAGCUUGGCCUCUGGGAUCUACGCUCUCAUUUGAGCAUCAUCCCUCAAGACUCACAACUUUUUGAGGGUUCAAUCCGAGACAAUUUGGAUCCGAACCAUGAUCACAGUGACGAGGAGCUUUGGAAUGUUCUUGGCUUGUCUCACCUGAAAGAGUUCGUUCAAACUCGUGGUGGAGGCCUUGAUGCCACUGUCACUGAGAGUGGUAACAACCUCUCGAAUGGUCAACGGCAGCUUGUGUGCCUUGCCCGUGCAAUGCUCACCAAGUCCAAAAUUCUUGUUCUUGACGAGGCCACUGCAGCCGUUGAUGUUGAGACUGACCAAAUCGUUCAGCAGACUAUUCGCAGCGAGUUCAAAGACCGCACAAUCCUCACAAUUGCCCACAGACUCAACACGAUUAUGGACAGCGACCGAAUCAUCGUUUUGAGCUUUGGCGAAGUAGCGGAGUUUGGCACACCAACCGAACUUCUUGCUAACAAGGAUUCGCUGUUCUACAGCCUUUCCAAGCAAGGUGGAUUUAUUGGUUGA
Molecule: messenger RNA, 4494 nt
Organism: Wickerhamiella sorbophila
Lineage: Eukaryota; Fungi; Ascomycota; Dipodascomycetes; Dipodascales; Trichomonascaceae
Product: Metal resistance protein YCF1
Exons: 1
Coding region: 1-4494 (1497 amino acids)
Biological process (GO): transmembrane transport
Cellular component (GO): membrane
Molecular function (GO): ABC-type transporter activity; ATP binding; ATP hydrolysis activity
Source: RefSeq, a predicted model, not a curated record